Molecule: messenger RNA, 1728 nt
Organism: Zingiber officinale
Lineage: Eukaryota; Viridiplantae; Streptophyta; Magnoliopsida; Zingiberales; Zingiberaceae
Product: GTP cyclohydrolase 1-like
Exons: 2
Coding region: 180-1628 (482 amino acids)
Biological process (GO): tetrahydrobiopterin biosynthetic process; tetrahydrofolate biosynthetic process
Cellular component (GO): cytoplasm
Molecular function (GO): GTP cyclohydrolase I activity; GTP binding; zinc ion binding
Source: RefSeq, a predicted model, not a curated record
GACUGUUGCGUCGUCCUCCCUGUACGCUUUCGGGCUUCAAUUUCGUGGAAUCGUAGCACCAUAAAAGGCAAGCGAGGGCGGCGGUGCGUGGAUUCACUCAUCUGGAGGCGCAGCCUCCCCUCCCUCCGUUUCCUUCUUCUACCCUCGCCACUGCCUCCUCCCUCUCGCUCGGCGUAGGCAUGGGCGCGCUCGACUCCGGCUGCUUUGAGGUCGAUCUCGAAGACGGAGUCGGAUGGGAGGAGGAGGAGAAGGAGAACGAGGCGACGGAUCAAGCGGCAUCGGAGAUCGAACCAGAUGCAGACGCCGACAGCAUGCGGUCGAUCGAGGAGGCCGUGAAGGUUCUGCUGCAGGGCCUCGGAGAGGACCACCAGCGGGAGGGCCUCCGGAGGACGCCGCAGCGUGUAGCCAAGGCGUUCCGUGGCGGAACCAGAGGUUACAAACAAAAUGUGAAGGACAGUGUGCAGGAUGCUUUGUUUCCUGAAUCCGGACUGAAUUUGGGAAUCGGUCAUGGAGGAGGAGCCGGUGGACUGGUGGUUGUUCGCGACAUCAACUUGUUCUCAUACUGCGAGUCUUGCUUGCUUCCCUUCAGCAUCAAGUGCCAUGUCGGUUACAUUCCUUCUGGAGGGCGCGUCGUUGGCCUAAGUAAGCUCUCGCGCGCCGCAGAUGUAUUCGCGAGGAGGCUUCAGGAACCUAAAAGACUCGCAAGUGAAAUCUGUGCGGCAUUGCAUAGCAGCAUUAAACCAGCUGGUGUGGCUGUUGCUCUUCAAUGUCGCCACAUGAAGCUGCCCGAAGACCAUUCAAGUGAUAUCGAUUCUACUCAUUCAACCAUAUCAGUUUCUUCAAGGUCUGGAGAUUUUAAAGAAGAGAAAAGCUCUUUGUGGGAUGAUUUCUCAUUUCUUCUGAGACUAAGAGGUGUAGUCAUCGAAAGAGAAGAUACAGACAAUUCUCAUGUUUAUCCUUGGUGCCCCUUAAGGUCUCAGGAGCUGCCUCAGUCGAAUGGACAUUGCGUGAGAAACACCAAAAAUGGAAAGGUUUCUUCCAGGACAGCAGUUUCACAGUCACAAGCUUCUAUGGUGACAGCAGUAUCUUCAAUUCUCCGAUCCCUCGGUGCAGAUCCUUUGAGGAAAGAACUCGCGGGCACUCCGUGCCGUUAUGUUCAAUGGCUUCUGAAUUUUAAGAGCUCUAACCGCGACUUUGAUUGUGGUGCGAAAGAAGGAAAUGUUGAUGGCACGAGCGAGAUGCAGACGGCGCUAAACAUUCCUUUCUUCUCACUUUGUGAGCACCACCUCUUACCGUUUCAUGGCGUGGUGCACAUUGGAUACUUGAUCGAACGAGGAACUACUCCUAUCGAUCAGUCAGCUCUGCGAUCAAUGGUUCAUUUCUUUUCCCGCAAGCUCCAAGUGCAAGAGAGGUUAACCAGACAGAUAGUAGAAGCGGUGCAUUCUAACUUCAAUGGUGGAGCAAUGGUCGUAGUAGAAGCCCGGCAUAACUGCAUGAUAUCGAGAGGGAUCGAGAAAGUAGGGAGCAACACGGCUACUAUGGCUGUUCUUGGCCGGUUUUCUAGCGAUUCGAAAGUGAAGGCUCUAUUUUUGCAGACAAUCGCAAGCAAUGCUUCGUCUGCGGUUUGAUUUCGAUGAAUUUCGUUUUCGAUCGAGCUACAUUUAUGAUGCAACUUUUCAUUGGUUUUGUGCUACUACUUCACUAAGCAAUUAGAAAAGAGUUCAUCUA